This is a messenger RNA of Argiope bruennichi, 1161 nucleotides long. Its product is annotated as retinol dehydrogenase 11-like. The transcript is spliced from 7 exons. The record is from RefSeq and is a predicted model, not a curated record. Lineage: Eukaryota; Metazoa; Arthropoda; Arachnida; Araneae; Araneidae. Bases 127 to 1047 code for a protein of 306 amino acids.
CAUAAUUGUUGCAGGAAGAAUCUAUUUAUGUUGUGCCUCCAAAGGAAAAAUUUAGGGAAAUAAUUGUAGGAAAAACUCCGAGAAGAUGAGCAAAAAGUUAUUUUCCAUUUAAACAUAUGCUUCAAAAUGUCAGUUAUCAUUGGAGCCGUACGAGAUUUCUUAUUAAGGAAAGAAUAUUACAGCAGUACCAAGCUAUGUGGGAAAACAGUCAUCAUUACAGGAGGAAACGCUGGUAUAGGCAAAGAAACAACGUUGGAUUUGGCUGCUAGAGGUGCGAAGAUCAUCAUGGCUUGUCGAGACGUCGAGAAAGGGAAAAUUGCCGCUGUCGACAUACAGAAGCAGGUACAGAAUGCCAAUAUCAUCGUGAGGCAUUUGGACCUCGCCUCCUUCACUUCCAUUCGGAGGUUCGCGGAGGGGAUAUUGAUGACGGAACCUUACAUCCACAUCCUCAUUAACAAUGCAGGUGUUAUGGCCUGUCCCCGGCUCAAGACCACCGAGGGCUUCGAGAUGCAGUUCGGGGUCAACUACCUCGGCCACUUUUUCUUGACGAAUCUUCUCCUGGACAGGAUGAAAGAAUCAGCCCCUGCGAGGAUUAUUAACAUUGGCUCCAUUGCUCAUAUACUUGGUAAAAUACACUUUAGUGAUAUCCAUCUGGAGCGUGGAUACAACUCAGUACUAGCUUACUGUCACAGCAAAUUAGCAAUCGUCCUGUUCACACGAGAGCUGGCCAAAAAUCUCAAAGGCACAGGUGUGACAACUUAUUGUGUGGAUCCAGGUCCAACAAGUACGGACCUAUUUCAAAAUGUGUCCUCAAAAGUCAGUUGUAUUGCGUAUCCUUUCUCAAUAUGCAGAGGUGUAACGUAUAAGAGCCCAAAGAAAGGAGCGCAGACCAUCAUCUACUGCGCAGUGGAAGCAUCCUUAGCCGAAGAGUCCGGUCUAUAUUACUGCGGUUGCAGAAAAGUUCGACCUUCAUCGAGAGCUAGGGAUGAUGUUUUAGCCAAACGAUUAUGGGAUUUCAGUGAAAAUCUCAUUGCUACUGUCGGCUAACAUCAUACAAAAUCCUGUAACUUCGCCACAAUGACUAUUAAUAUUAAUGAUUUAAAAUAUGCUAUCAUGGAAUUUCAUCUGGCUGUAAAUAAAUGUUAUCAUUCGUUCUGCAAA